This is a messenger RNA of Dreissena polymorpha, 608 nucleotides long. Its product is annotated as serine/threonine-protein phosphatase 2A activator-like. Gene Ontology annotation, molecular function: peptidyl-prolyl cis-trans isomerase activity; protein tyrosine phosphatase activator activity. The transcript has 4 exons. Bases 43 to 408 code for a protein of 121 amino acids. Gene Ontology annotation, cellular component: nucleus; protein phosphatase type 2A complex; cytoplasm. Gene Ontology annotation, biological process: mitotic spindle organization. NCBI's taxonomy places the organism in Eukaryota, Metazoa, Mollusca, Bivalvia, Myida, Dreissenidae. The record is from RefSeq and is a predicted model, not a curated record.
AGUAACUUGGUUCUGGUGCGCAGGCUACAGCUGUCCUACCGUAUGGAGCCCGCAGGCUCUCAAGGGGUCUGGGCUCUUGAUGACCAUCAGUUCUUGCCCUUCAUAUGGGGAUCUGCACAGCUUGUUGGCCACCCAAGAAUUCAGCCAAAAUCUUUUAUAAAGUCAGAAAUCUAUGAACAUUUUGCAAAAGACUACAUGUUUCUAAGCUGUAUAAAGUACAUUAAUGAGGUGAAAACAGGUCCUUUUGCAGAGCAUUCAAACCAGCUUUGGAACAUAAGUGCCGUCCCCAACUGGGAAAAAGUCAACGCUGGUCUCGUGAAAAUGUACAAGGCAGAGGUAUUGGCAAAAUUUCCAGUGAUCCAACAUUUCUGGUUUGGCAGUUUGCUAAGUAUCCGCCCUGCCACAUGAUGCAUCAUACAGACAUGUGCUUGAACCCUUACCUUCUUAAUGCUGCUUCCGUAUUGCUCACCCAGUUGCCCAUAAAAUGGACGCUUCCAAUAAAUUAGAAUUAAAAUCAAUUAAGCGCUAAAAUAUUAUGAAAUUAAUGCAUUCGGACAUUGAGUGUUUAAGGGUUAAAAUAUUUUAUACAAAAGAGCGUGUGCAUUUUG